AUGGACGAAUCAAUCGUAAAUGAACCUUCAAACGGAUACGGAAGUGAACAAGAGCGGGCGGAUGGCGUGCGGCUUGUUGUUCUGAAUCUCCCGGAGGAUGAAGGGGAAGGAUUGGGGUUCAGACUUACGAGGACGCUUUGGGAUCCAUAUCCUUGGGUUCGCGAAGUGACGACAGGAUCGAGAGCCGACUCAGCUGGUUUGAGAGCCGGUGACUGCUUGCUGCAAGCUGACGGCAAGAACUUGUUGGGGAUGCCGGUGGGACAAGUGGCCGGUUUGAUCAGAGGAGAUGGCACUGGUGGAGGAGUAACUCUACUUGUUUGGAAUUGCGGUGUCGAUCCCAAAGACGAUCCCGAGUUGCUCUGGAGCUGUGGAGGCGGUUCCCGAGGAGAGAAGUCCAGACGAGCACUAGCCGGGGUUAUUAAAGCGCUAUCAUGUUGCGUGUGUGCCGCUACUGCUACUAAAGCUUUGACUUGCGCCAGAUCUCAUCUAUAUUGUGAAGCAUGUUGGAGCAGACUCGAACGCUGCGCGUUGUGCAGAGAAAAUUUACCUUCAAAGGAUUCGCCUUAUGCAAGAAAUUUAGUUGCGGAACAGGUUUUCGAAGCAAUAGCAAUAGAAUAUGAAAUAAAAGAUACAAUUAGAAGAGCAUCAAAAUGCGCCUCAGCGUACACAUCUCCCGACCGAUCGCCAAAUAUAUCUCCAACCACGAGUCGGAAAGGUCAAUACCAGCUGUCAAUGAUGAACAGAAACAGAAGAAACGUGCAAUCUAACGAGAAAUUUGCAUCUGACCCCAACAUACAUCGCUCGCUGAACCACAACGAUUUAAAUAAACAACUUCUUAGACAAACUUUAAAUCCUACCAAAAAGGUAGAAAGUUCAAGUGUUGGUAGCACAAGUAGCAGCUGCAGCUGUCAAACUCAGAACAAUUUGCACAGAUUAGAUAAAAAUACAGAUACCCAACUAAAAGAGAGUAUACCACAGAUUUUUGUCGAAGAUGUGGGGCUAGAUAAAAAUAACUGUUCAAUGAACGGCAAUAAUUUUGUGCAGCAUAAGUUAGUGACGAAGUUAAGGCAGGCUUCUUCGAUGGCCGACCUUCAGAAUACUGCUGUAUCUGCCUGUUCUCUAUCUAAAUCAUUAAAUAACAUCAGCUUAGGAAAUAAAUGUUGCAACAGUGGCAACCAUAGGAGCUCCUUGGAAAAUUUUAAGUCGAACUGCAUCAGUGCUGCUGAUCCACCUGUGUACGUUCUAGCAGCUCCGCAACCAAUUUACUUGGUGACUUGUGAUCAUGUAAAAAAUUGA
Parnassius mnemosyne (clouded apollo) is the source of this 1296-nucleotide messenger RNA. The record is from the annotation of a GenBank genome assembly. NCBI's taxonomy places the organism in Eukaryota, Metazoa, Arthropoda, Insecta, Lepidoptera, Papilionidae.